This is a messenger RNA of Fukomys damarensis (Damara mole-rat), 3031 nucleotides long. RefSeq names its product Tax1 binding protein 1 (gene Tax1bp1). Lineage: Eukaryota; Metazoa; Chordata; Mammalia; Rodentia; Bathyergidae. The transcript is spliced from 18 exons. Gene Ontology annotation, biological process: negative regulation of apoptotic process. The record is from RefSeq and is a predicted model, not a curated record. Gene Ontology annotation, molecular function: protein binding. The coding region runs from base 155 to 2590 and encodes 811 amino acids.
CCGGCUCUGGGCUCUGAAGGGAGUUGUAACCGGUUGGUGGAGGGAGGCGGAGGCGGUGGUGUUGGCGGAAGAGGUUCGGCGGCUGAUGGCGGCUCUGGCUUGGAAACCUGUGUAGCAUUCCCUCAAGGCCCGGGAGCCCUUCACUGGAUUCAUAAUGACAUCCUUUCAAGAAGUCCCACUGCAGACUUCCAAUUUUGCCCAUGUCAUCUUUCAAAAUGUGGCUAAGAGUUACCUUCCUAAUGCACACCUGGAAUGUCAUUAUACUUUAACUCCAUAUAUCCAUCCACAUGCAAAAGACUGGGUUGGUAUAUUCAAGGUUGGAUGGAGUACUGCUCGUGAUUAUUAUACAUUUUUAUGGUCCCCUAUGCCUGAACAUUAUGUAGAAGGAUCAACAGUCAAUUGUGUAUUAGCAUUUCAAGGAUAUUACCUUCCAAAUGAUGAUGGAGAAUUUUAUCAGUUCUGUUACGUUACACACAAGGGUGAAAUUCGUGGAGCAAGUACACCUUUCCAGUUUCGAGCUUCUUCUCCAGUUGAAGAUUUGCUUACUAUGGAAGAUGAGGGAAGUUCUGACAUGUUGGUGGUGACCACAAAAGCUGGCCUUCUUGAGUUGAAAAUUGAGAAAACUAUGAAAGAAAAAGAAGAAUUGUUAAAGGUAGUUUCUGUUCUGGAAAAAGAAACAGUGCAACUUCGAGAUCAAGUUGGAAGAAUGGAAAGAGAACUUAACCAUGAGAAAGAAAGAUGUGAACACCUACAAACAGAGCAAAAGGGUCUUACUGAAGUAUCACAAAAUUUAAAAGUGGAAAAUGAAGAAUUUAAAAAGCGAUACAGUGAUGCUACAUCUAAAGCUCUCCAGCUUGAGGAAGAUAUUGUGUCAGUGACUCAUAAAGCAAUUGAAAAAGAAACUGAACUAGACAGUUUAAAGGACAAACUCAGAAAGGCAGAAUAUGAAAGAGAACAGCUUGAGUGUCAGUUGAAAACUGAAAAGGAUGAGAAGGAACUUUAUAAGGUACAUUUGAAGAAUACAGAAAUAGAAAAUACUAAACUUGUGUCAGAGGUCCAGACUUUAAAAAAUUUAGAUGGAAACAAAGAAAACAUGAUUGUUCAUUUCAAAGAAGAGGUUGGCAGACUUCAGUUGUGCUUGGCUGAGAAGGAAAACAUGCAGAGGGCUUUCCUGCUUACAGCCUCAAAUAAAGAAGAUACAUUCUUGUUAAAAGAGCAACUUCGUAAAGCAGAGGAACAAGUUCAGGCAACUCGUCAAGAAGUUGCCUUUUUGGCUAAAGAACUUAGUGAUGCUGUGAAUGUGCGAGAUAAAACAAUGGCAGAUUUACAUACUGUGCGUGUGGAAAAUGAGAAAGUGAAAAAGCAGUUAGCUGAUGCACUGGCAGAACUUAAACUAACUGCUGUGAAAAAAGAUCAGAAAAAGACUGAUACAGUGGAACAUGAACUUAGAAGAGAAAUUGAAGAUCUGAAACUCCGUCUUCAGAUGGCUGCAGAUCAUUAUAAAGAAAAAUUUAAAGAAUGCCAGAGGCUCCAAAAACAAGUAAACAAACUUACAGAGCAAUCAGCCAAUAAUAAUAGUGUCUGCACAAAGAAAGUUGGGAAUCAACAGAAAGUGAAUGAUGCUUCAAUAAACAUAGAGUCAUCUGCUUCUGCUUCUGCUUCUGCUAUUGAUAUAAAGCCACCAAUACCUUCUGCAGCAGAGACAAAUUUUGACGUGCUAACGAAGAGUCAAGUCUGUGAAAUGACCAAAGAAAUUGCUGACAAAACUGAAAAAUAUAAUAAAUGCAAACAGCUCUUACAGGAUGAGAAAACUAAAUGCAGUAAAUAUGCUGAUGAAAUUGCAAAAAUGGAACUGAAAUGGAAAGAAAUUUCUGAAAAUGUAAAACUCGAAUUAGCUGAAAUAGAAGACAAUUAUAAACUUCGGUUGGCAGAGAAAGACAAAGAAAUAAAUAUUCUGACUUUACAGUUGGAAAGCCUCUCCAGGGAUAAGGAACUUAAAAGGGGUGUAGAAAACCAAACAGAGAGGAAAAUGGAAGGCCAUAAUCUUCAGCAGGUCUCACAGGAACUCAGUGCAUGCUCAGAGCCAAAUGGACACAUUAUGUUGUCAAGUGCACAGCCAGCUCUGCAGUACGGUAACCCUUAUGCCACACAGGAAACAAGAGAUGGAGCAGAUGGUGCCUUUUACCCAGAUGAAAUCCAGAGGCCACCUGUGAGAGUCCCCUCUUGGGAAGAUAAUGUUGUCUGCAGCCAGCCUGCUCGAAACCUCAGUCGGCCUGAUGGUUUAGAGGACCCCGAUGAUAGCAAAGAAGAUGAAAAUGUGCCCACUCCCCCGGGUCCAUCAAGCCAGCACUUACGUGGGCAUGGAGCAGGCUUUUGCUUUGACUCCAGCUUUGAUGUUCACAAGAAGUGUCCCUUGUGUGAGUUAAUGUUCCCUCCCAACUAUGAUCAGAGCAAAUUUGAAGAACACGUGGAAAGUCACUGGAAGGUGUGCCCCAUGUGCAGUGAGCAGUUCCCUCCUGACUAUGACCAGCAGGGGUUUGAAAGGCAUGUUCAGACCCAUUUUGAUCAGAAUGUUCUAAACUUUGACUAGUUACUUUUUAUUGAGUUAAUACAUGUUAGCAGUUUAAAAAAAUAUCACCUCAGAUAGACCACUAAGUUGUCAUGCACCACUACAGCACUUUUCUAAGAGCUACUUUGAUUUUGGUGUUACUAGGGUCAGGAUCAGUCUUUGGCUUAUCAAUAAAUAUAAUUUUAGCCUCUGUUAAUCUUACUUGCUUUAAGAAAAGUUCUUUUGUGUUUCUAUCUUUAUUUAUUCCCCAGUUUGCAAAAUUGUAUGAAUAAAGGAUAGGAGAAUUAUUUUAAUGUUACUACACUGAAAAUAAAUGUAAUAGUGUGCUAGAUUAUUUAGCAGAGUAUUUACAAGUUUCUGUUGAUCAUGUUGAUUGAGCAUGACUACUAAAUAUUAUGUAAUAAAAAGCAUUGAUCAUUAACAGUUUUGUGAAGUAAUUCUUUGAAUCAGAAGAGUCCACAA